AACAAAAUAAAAUAUAAGGGUACCCAAACCCAAUAUAGAAAUCAAUCGCACAAAGUGAUAAAUAACAGUGCAAUAAGGUCAUAAUCUCCAGAGAAAACUGCCCUAAAAAAACCAAGCCGUUAUCGCGUAAAACAGGUUAGAAAGUUCACUGACAUAUUGAAACAAUUUCUAGAAUAUGAGGUUAUGUUGCAAUGCAAAACAAUAAACAAGAAGAAACAUAAAUACUAAAUAGAGUUAAUUUAUGUCACUGAAUGAAAGUAAUUAUCGAGAGUCUUCGUAAAGUUUUUAAAAGCAGAAUGUCCACUCGAAUGGAAACUUUGUGGAAAUCGGCCUUGAAAACAUUCACAGGCCGAAAUAGCGUUGGAUAUAAAGUUUGUCAGAAAAAUUUCGAAAAAUUGUGUACUCUGAUGAACGAAAUAACAGCUGAGGAUGUUCACGUCACUCCUGAGGUACUCCGUUAUGUGCAUUUGCAAUCAGCUCCGAUGUGUGUUAUUGAUGUAUUUGAAAAUCAAGACAUCACAAUUGCAAUUUUUAUUUUAAAACAUGGAGUGACAAUGCCCAUGCACGAUCACCCAGACAUGCAUGGAUUAUUAAAGGUACUUAGUGGCACCGUGAAAAUAAACAGCUACACAAUUCAGAACGAAGGCGAUUGCAUUAUAAAACCAGAUCAGGAAAUAUCGGCUAUUAAGCAUCCGCCAAUCGUAGUCAAGAAAAACGAUCCUGCCUGUGUUUUAACUCCCCGGGACAAAAACUUACACGAAAUUUUGUGUAUAGAAGGACCCGCAGCAUUUUUAGACAUUCUUAGUCCCCCAUAUCACGUAGACGUUUACGGCGAGGGAGAAAGGCCCUGUACUUAUUUUAAAGCAAUCUCCUCGAAUUCAGUGUCUGAAGCUGACAAAAAAUCAGACAAAGUGCAAUUAGUGGUAACAGACACUCCACCAGAUUUCUACUCUAGAGGCUUAGCGUACAAUGGCCCACCUUUGAGUUGAUUCCCGUGUUUUUGUAUGUAAAGUAAAUUGAUUCUGUUAAUCUUUAUAAAAGAAUACUUCCCUUUCAAAUAUUGAAAACGAAAGAGAAUAAUAUCUUCUUGACUUGGCAAUCGGUGUACAUUUGGAAAUUAAACAAGUCUAGAAUUAAAAGAGAUUAAUGAAUUAUUUUAUGCAGUUUUAGCUCAACAAGUUUUCUCCGAGAGAUUGAUGUUCUCACAAACAUGAGAAUAUGCUCGACGUUUAUGUGCUUUGAGAAUUUAAUGAGCAUUUACAAGCAUUUUGAAUUAGGAUUUAAAAAAUCUUAUUUUAUGUCUUUAUUAAUAAUAAUUACAUUAUUUAAAUGUCACGGGAAAAUGUAUCGCUUCAAAUUGGGAAGAGGAGCUUAAUUUAAAUGGUAAAAGAAGUCAAAGUAAUAGAAAACAUAUUUUUUCUAAAUUUGUCUAGGUUUUCAAAUAAAAAAAAAAUUUGAACCUAAGAAAUGAAU
Belonocnema kinseyi is the source of this 1473-nucleotide messenger RNA. Its product is annotated as 2-aminoethanethiol dioxygenase. Bases 252 to 989 code for a protein of 245 amino acids. The record is from RefSeq and is a predicted model, not a curated record. NCBI's taxonomy places the organism in Eukaryota, Metazoa, Arthropoda, Insecta, Hymenoptera, Cynipidae. Gene Ontology annotation, molecular function: oxidoreductase activity, acting on single donors with incorporation of molecular oxygen, incorporation of two atoms of oxygen. The transcript is spliced from 2 exons. Gene Ontology annotation, cellular component: mitochondrion.